ACCUCACUUCCGCUUUUCCUUAUUCCACAAGCCUUGUGGGUUGGCCUAUCUUUUGCUUUUUGGGCUCGAGAAAACUGGAUAAGGCGUAUCAUUAAAUAAUAUCAGCUGAAAAACCUGUUUCGCGAUGAGGGAUGCCAACGUUUUUUCAAUCUCGAGAGCAAUGCCUCGGAUGAGCUGGUCCCCUCGCAACCUCUACAAUCUCUGGCUACGUUCUAUUGGAGCCCGGUCUGAAGAAGUAAACUUCACCCGCACUCAGCAAACGCUCUUCCAACAGAGGUGGACAUCCAAAGCCCUCGUCCGGGCGUAUCAUGGCGAUUUUAUUAACGAGAAAAUUUUCAAGCGAUGGUACCUGCCCACUACACUACCAGACGUACGGCCACGUCAGAGACGGUUGGGAGAUGAUACCGCUGCCCUCGAUUCUUUUGCCCAGCGCACCGAACAACUAGAGAAGCAAAAGAAACUCCAGGAAGAAGAAGAACGAAAAGGGUUGGCACCCGUCGGAAGUUUAAUGUUGACAGAGGUGGAGAGACGCAUUGACGUAUUUAUGUUUCGCUGUUGCUUCGCACACAGUGUUUAUGAGGCUCGUCGUCUGGUCAUUCACGGCUACGUGCUGUUGAACGGCAAGAAGCAUCAAAAUGCUAAUACGCGCCUGGCUCCUGGUGAUAUGGUUUCAGUUGACCCUAAUGCAAUCAGAUUCCUCCAGAAACCAAAGCCAACAUCUGAAUCUCAAUCAGACGCAGCAAGCUCUUCCGACGAGGCGGAUAACCAGGCUGAAAAUAAGACAGUGCCCGCUCAAGGGCAUUCUCCCGCUGAAAAUCAGUUGACGCCGUUCAAUUUACCACCAUACGCUUCCCCGUUCAUAUUCAUCCCUGCAUACACCGAAGUAUCUUUCCCAACUUGUUCCGCCAUCUACGUGCGACACCCAACCGCCCGACCAGGAUAUUCAGAAAUUCCUACGCCCUACGAUGCGGAUGGCGAAGUAAUCAGAUUAGCAUGGGAGUGGUACUCGAAGAUGCGACCCCGGAAUAGAAGCAAGAGGCAGUUGGCUAGGAUGCCUGAGAACCGGCAAUGAUAGGUAGUGAGGUGUCAUGGGGGAGUGCCUGUUUCUUUGAGUCAAUUUAUCUGAUAUAUGUCAGCCCAGUUAUCCCCGUCGGCGAGCGUUGAAAAUAGUGCAGACAGACAAAUUAUU
Molecule: messenger RNA, 1189 nt
Organism: Serpula lacrymans var. lacrymans S7.9
Lineage: Eukaryota; Fungi; Basidiomycota; Agaricomycetes; Boletales; Serpulaceae
Exons: 3
Coding region: 125-1072 (315 amino acids)
Biological process (GO): positive regulation of translational fidelity
Cellular component (GO): mitochondrial small ribosomal subunit
Molecular function (GO): rRNA binding; structural constituent of ribosome
Source: RefSeq, a predicted model, not a curated record